This is a messenger RNA of Thermothelomyces thermophilus ATCC 42464, 8203 nucleotides long. RefSeq lists its product as uncharacterized. Lineage: Eukaryota; Fungi; Ascomycota; Sordariomycetes; Sordariales; Chaetomiaceae. Gene Ontology annotation, biological process: regulation of GTPase activity. The record is from RefSeq and is a predicted model, not a curated record. The transcript has 10 exons. Bases 202 to 8103 code for a protein of 2633 amino acids.
CCACGCGAACAGGGACGUGUCUUGAACCACGAAAGGUUGACUAGUACCGAGCCUGCGUACACAACCCGGCAAAGGCCCCCGCGUGCGGUCAAGGGCCCUUGACGCCGUCGAUCGGACAUAGCGAAAGAAAACGCAGAAGAAAAAUCACGGGGGCCCAAUCAUGAGAAGGCGCCGGGCCAGUCCUGCUCUCGUCAACGAACAAUGAACGGCGAUGCCGGCCUGGUAGGCUGCCUGGUGGACAGGCUGACCACGAGACUCCCCCACCGCACCGGCACGCCAACCCAGGACUUCUCCCAAGACGACAUCGUCUCCAUCACCCGCGCCACGCUCGUCAAGAUCAGCGCGACCUCCAUCAGCCUCAUCCUCGAUGCCCUUCUCGGCCUGCUCGAGGACCUCAUCCGCCCGCACAGCGCUGUCUCGUCACACCCGCCCCAUGUCCUCCUCUCAGAACUCUACGUCCUCGAGCUCAUCGCCGACUGCUGCGCCAGCAAUUGGUACCGGUUGAAGGGCUCCGGCGGCCGGUCGAGCCCGUCCGCCGCGUCCGAAGCCCCGCUGUCCCCUUCUCAGCGGGCCGCCUUCUACCCCCCCGAGGCAGUCAGCGAUGUGCAGCUCCACCGCCUGUUCGAAAUCAUCAAGGUGUUCUUCGAGCCCAUUCCGGACGGCUACUCGCUCCCGGCCAAGGCGAUACUCGACGACUCAUCCUCGGCCAGACAUGUGACGCCCUCGCCCGUCGAAGAGCCCACGCGAACACCUCUCUCCGCCGGCUCCUCCUCCGGCGAGGCGCCCGAGACUCGCACCCUUCUCCAGGCCCGUGCCGGCUCCAUCGAGACAAACAUCAAGCUCAUUAUGGAGUACGUGACGGCAUCGAGCUGGCCCGCCGCCUUCGACCUCUUCCGGGGCGUCAUGUACUCGGCCCGGACCAAUCUGCCCACCCAGGGCGGUGCCGCCCCCAGCUCCGCCUCGGCAGAGGAGGAGCGCGCCGCUCUCAUCAUGAUGCGCCUCGUCUCGUUCUUCUGGGUCGACAGCCAGAAGCUGAGUCUCGUCGUGCAGGAGUUCUGCUCCGGCUUCCUGCACUAUCGCAAGUCCUUCCAAAACACCAUCGCCGUGGUCAUACCCCAGAUCAUCACCCGCUGGCUGGACAGGUACCCGGCCGAGUUCGUCCAGCUGCACUCCAUGAGCAACCCCAGGCGCCGCGAGAACGCGCCGGAUACCCUGUUCGACAUGACGCUGACGGUCGGCGACAGCGGACGCCGCAAGGCGUUGAUGUACCCCAUGCAGAUGACGCUGCUCUUCCUGCAGCCGGACGUCUUCGAGGUCGCCAGCAACAUGCGCGACUCCAAGGGGGCGGGUAUCGCCAAGAAGGUGCAGUUCCUGGACGGCCUGAGAAAGGCACUCCGGAACCGCAACGAGCAGGCCGCCUACUGCCUCGUCCUGCUGCUCAGGGUCGCGCGGCACUUCGACGCCGAGAGCGACUCGGGGCUCAUGAGCUACGCCAUGGACGUGCAGGACGAGGUGCGUGACGCCGUCUUCAGGCGGUUCGCCCCCGGCGCCGAGGGUGCCGCGUAUGAUCAGGACAUCAUGACGGCCGCUUUCGUGUCGCUGACCCAUCUCAACUUCGAGCACUCGGUCGACACGCUCGCCGUCUCCUGCCUCUCAUCGUCGGCCCCACAGAGCUUCAAGAUCGCCGUCAUACAAGCCUGCGCUCACUUUGCGCGGCUGGGGAAUAGCCAAGAGUACCAACCUCUCUUCACCGCCGCGAGUGCGUUCAUCCAAGGCCAGUUGCAGACCAUGGCCGACCUUCUCGCCGACGGGUACAUUGAAGAACAAAGCGCGCAGCGCAAAGCGGUGGAGAGCGCCCCGUCGAUCAGCAUGGUAUGCAACCUCCUCAACUUCCUCGACGCCUCGCCCAUGACCUUGUUCGAGGGUCCGCCCGCGGACCGGGAUGAACGCGACCAAUUCUACGAGGAGAACCUGGGCGCUCUCAUCUCGUGCAUCGUCGCCGCCGACGAGUCAGUUAGGCGGCUGGCAACGGGCGUCGCGAGGCGCUUGUUUGCCAAGGAGGGCCUCCUGCGCAACAUCAGGUCGUCCAAGGGUCUGAGCUCGAAGGCGUUCAAGACCAAGUUCUGGAGAUUGACGUCGCUCAUUCUUAUAUCCAUCUGCGAUAAGGCGAGGCUGCCCUGCACCGCCGAAGCACUCCAGUCGAUCAACGGGUAUCUUGAGUCGAGAUUGCUUCUGCUGACGUCGAUCCCGGAGCUGGCUCAAACCUCUGACGAUAUACCCGAGCGCACCGCUGCCUCCAGCAAACUGGAGAAGCUCUUCCUGGUCUCGCUCUGCUCUGCGGACAUGGCGGCGUGCCAGACCGUGGUUUCGUGCAUCAGCACCUUCCUCGAAGAAUGCCGCCUCAUAGACACGGCCCCGGCUACGGCGAAGACGUCGCUGACACUUCUCCGCAACGGUGAGAUCUUUGGCGAGAUUGGGUCGCGCGAGUUCAGAUUCACCGGAAUUGUGGCCUUCCAGAAGAGAAUCAGAACUCUCCUGCGGAAGAUGCAGUAUCCCAGCGCCGGCAUACUCGAUGCUUGGGAGUUUGUUUUUGACAAGUGGUUGCAUCUCUCCAUGGAGAUCUCCCAAGGCGGCGCUGGCCAAGCGGUCCCGGAAAGGAUGGUGGCCGAGUGGCGGAAUUACUCGGGCUUCCUCGCGUCGAUGGGAGGCAUCUGCACCGCCGAGCAGGCCGCCAACCUCGAGGAGCCUGCAAUCAGCGGCCUCAAGUGGAUCGACCGGGUGUCAUCCGGGAACCACGAGGAGCCUCUCCUGACGCGCUAUCUCAGGUUGAGCAUCCAGCUGCUGGCUUGUGCCAAUGUCCGGGUGCGCGAGACCAUGAGGGAGGUCCUCUCCUGCGAGGUGCCGCCAUCGCUAUUUCAACCCCUCUUCAAGGCGCUCGAGACGGAGCUGGACGUGCUCUUCACUGGCGCCCUCGAGCCAACCGUCAAAGGCCAGGACAAUGACAUCAUCUUCGCCGAGCAGUCUUCCUCUCUCCUGAAGGUCCUCGUUGAGCGACUCGACACCCCCUCGGAUCUCGGCGCCGCGUCCGGCCUCCACCUCGGCGCCCUCUGUCUCAACUUUGCCAAGAGCCUCGACGGCGUCCCAGACACCGCCAACAGCCUCCGCGUCAAGAUCAAGAUUUGCCAGCUCGUCGAAGCCGUGACCAAGCGCAAGGAACAGCUGAACUUGCGCGACGACGUGCGUAUCCGCAACCAGCUGCUCGAAUACAUUUUCCGCUGGAUCUCCCGGGCGCGAUCCCCGAGCGACUCCGCGUCUCAGAGCAGCGGCCGCCAGGAUGAGAUGGCCCGCGUUCAGCGGGACCUCGACAAGGCCUGUCUCCGUUCCCUUGCCACGCUCACGUUCAGGUUGCCCCUCCAGCCGAGCGAUGGGCAGACCGACGUCGGCAUGAGCGAACACAAAUCCAAGAUGUUCCACUCGUACUUCAACCGAUUCCUAUCGCUCCUGAACAUGGACUUCAGGGGCUCCGAUCUGGGUCGCGCGGGCGAGCAUCAUAACGGGUAUCAUGGCCAAUACCACUUCGGUUCCAGCAGCAGCGGUGACGCUGAGGCAUCGACGUCAGACCUGGCCAUCACGAUCUUGUCCAACCUCCUCAGCGCGAAUAUCGACGUUGGGCUUAAGCACUCGCUGAGCAUAGGGUACCACGAGAGUACGGACAUUAGGACUGCUUUUGUCAGGGUACUGUACAACAUCCUCGUCCAGGGCACCGAGUUCAACAACUUGAGUGAUGCCGCAGUGAACGAAAAGUACGAUAAGCUGCUAGAGCUGCUCACGAGUGAUCCGAGUUUGGCCUUGGCCAUGAGCGCUGUCUGUCCGAGUCACGAGGUGGACGAGCUCACCAUUUCGCUGCUCAAUAUCUUCGAGGCAAGAGGGGCGAGUUUCGUGUUGCUCGAGGCUUUGAUCAAGCAGGAGAUUGAAGAGACAGAGAACGAGUCGGAACUGCUCCGGCGGACGUGCGUGGCAACCAAGAUGUUGACCAUCUACGCCAAGUGGAAGGGUGCCGGCUACCUCAGAGACACGCUUCAAAACGUCGUCGAGAGGCUCAUGAUGACCGCCGAGGACCUGAGCCUGGAGCUUGAUCCAGCCCGGGUCGGUUCACCCGAGGAACUGCAGACGAACGCGAAGAACCUACAGAUCGUGGCGCGUGUCUUCAUUGACAAUAUCUGCGCCUCGGCGUCGAACAUUCCUGCGUCGUUUCGCAGAAUUUGCAACAUCAUAUCGGAAGCGGUCGUGGAGAGGUUCCCCGACGCUAAGUACACGGCUGUCGGGGCGUUUAUCUUCCUGCGCUUUUUCUGCCCCGCGAUUGUCGCACCCGAGGUCGAGGGCCUGGUGGCAACACCGCCCUCAAAGGAGAUGCGCCGAGGGCUGCUGCUCAUCGCCAAGGUCAUUCAGAACCUAGCGAACAACGUUCUCUUCGGCGCCAAGGAACCCUAUAUGUUUCCGUUGAUUGACUUUUUGACAAACAACAUCUACUACGUAACCACCUUUCUGCGGGACAUCUCGGUUGCGCCAGCUGCUGUAGAGGCACCACCUAAACCGAGUGAGUCCUUUGAGUUUGGCUCUUGCGUGGCCCUCCACAGGUUUCUGUACGAACAUUGGGACCAUGUGCGCCAGCGGCUCGCCUCCAAGGAGAAGAGGGAGUUUGUGCGGUCCCCGGCCGAGUCGACGAGGAGUCGGUCUCCAGUACUUGAGCCGCUGAGGAACCUCAUCAUGAAUCUCGGGCCGCCUCCCCUGGCCGUGACGUGGAAUCGCCCGCACAUCUCGACAAACAGCCCGCCGGCUUACUCCAGGUUCCAGGACUUCAUGCUCCGCAACGCCUUCAAGACCUCCGAGUCGUUCCUCACAUCCCGUGCCGUUUACGACGGCGGGGAGAGCAAAGAUGGGUUGUCGAUCAUCUGCAUCAUCCUGCGCUACAUCGACGGCGAUUCCAUGGACUUCGACACGUUGUUGUACUGCUACCUUAAGAUUGCCAGCCGACUGUGGCACCGCCCGUUCGGCCUGCUUAUCGACUCGACGUACUACAACGGGCAUGACGAACCCAAGGACGAGCUGUUCUACAAGAUCGAGUCGCUUGCUCCCCGGGAGCUGACCCAGCAACUCGCACGGAUUUACAUCUACAACCUGAAUAGCGCGUCCAGGAAAUGCUUCAGACGGAUGCUCCGGGUUGCGUCCAAGAACGAGUCGAGCGUGUUCAACCCGGCAAAUGUCGAGUACCAUCUCAUCGGCAACGUCAACGAUCUACAGGUGCACUUCCACCUCAGCCAAUUGCACCUGCCCAAGGAGACAAUCAACGUGGUGAAAGACCAGCGUUACCUGUUUCAGCCGGUCACCAGGUUAUCCAAAUCCAAGGGCAAAGUUGACGUUGUCAUCAAGGUCGGCAGCCAGUUUGUGCAGGUCACCACGACUAAGAAGCAGGAGAUACCCGGCUUCGGCCUAAGCACGACCGUCAACGAUAUCUUCCGGCUAAACGAUGUCGAUGAGGCGCCCACCUCGAUCCAGACAGAAGACGACUCGGCAUUCGGCCUCAGGGCCGACAGCGGCAGGAUCGUCAUGUACUUCACCAGCCCUAAAAAGACCGAGAUCCUGCAGGCGAUCCGCGCGGCCAAGAUCAAGUACGCCAAGGACGCGAGGGCGACAAAGUCGUUUGAGCGGCUCAUCCGGCCUCAGGAUGUCCCAGGAACGCUGCUGAACCUAGCUCUGACGAAUCUCGCCACUUCCGACCCCGUGCUGCGGCUGUCGUCGUACAACCUGCUCAGCGCCCUGUGCAAGGCCUUCAAGUUUAAGGCCGCGUCUCAACUCCUGAGUAGUAGGGAGAUCUCGGUGCCGCUUGACCCAUCGCAGUUCAUCAUCAAGAUCAGCAAGAGCCUCGCGGAGACGGAGCCGCAGCUCACGGCGGAUUUCUUGAACGAGUUCUUUGUCGGUUGGGACAGUUUCCUGGACGAGCAGAAGCCGCUGAGCUUGGCCUACAUGGCGCCGUGGAUCCCGGGGCUGCGGACGUCGUUGCUGGCGGGCGAGGCCGAGGGCGAAAAGGGGAGGGAAAAGAUCGCCUCGCUGUUCCGGAAGCUGAUAGACGUUGCGCUGUCGGACCCGACGCUGACGUUUGUGUUGGAGCAGUCGGUGUGGCCUGUGAUCCAUCAGGACGAGGUGCUGCUGGACAUCUUCCUCGACGAGAUCAUCAAGGCGGCGCUAAGUCUCGGCUUCGAAGACGAGCAGACCGAGACCCUGACGUCGAUUGCCCGCGCGAUUGGCACAAUCACCCUGAGGGGCAAGGUCAUCACGCGUUUGCGGAAGGCGAUGAACCGCUCAUCGCUGCGGACGACCAGGUACCUGCCCGACAACGCAGUGUGGAACGAGAUCUGCGUGUUGCUGCAGUUCUGCCAGGUGCUGUCGUUCGACAGCGCCAUCCAGGCGCAGAUGUACAUGCCGGAGAUCUUCCACAUCGUCACGAUGCUCGCGAACACGGGCAUGCCGGACGUCAGGGUAGUCGUCCAGCGGCUGCUGAUCAACACGAUCCACUCGGCGUGCACCUCGUUCGCGCUCGACGAGAACAGGCUCAGCAAGCUGAAGGCCACGAUAGAGACGCUCUCGGAUCCAAAGAACGACAUCUUUCUCAACUCGGUCACGUUCAUCCGGGACGGAGCGUCAAUCUCGACGAACCAGGAGGCCGGUCCGACCUUGACCGCGACCGAGAACCUAGCCACGAUUCUCUUCGAGACAUGCUCCGUCGCGGCGCCGUCGGUCGACCUGGCGAACGCAUGGCGUUCACGGUGGAUGAGCCUGGUGGCGAGCACCGCCUUCCAGAACAACCCCGCCAUCCAGCCGCGGGCUUUCACCGUCAUGGGGUGCCUCGCGCGAGAGGAGGUUGAUGACGACCUGCUGUACCAGGUUCUCGUCGCCCUACGGAGCAGCGUGGCCCGCUUCGGCGACGACAGCAACAAUGACAUGCUGGUCGCCAUCAUCACGGCGCUGUCCAAGAUGAUGAUCAAGCUACCGUCAGCUUCCCGCUACGGCUUGCAGCUCUUUUGGCUCGCCAUCUCGCUGCUGCGGCUGGUGCCGUCGAACCUGUUCAACUGUACCGCCAUGUUCCUCGAGGCGGUGCUCACCAACAUCAGCACGACCGGCGACAUGUACGUCGGCGGGGACAAGGUGGUGCCGUAUCUGUUGCAGGGCCGGCUCCAACUGGAAGACGCGGCGAUACCGCUUGACGUAGCCUACGGGAUUCACUUCAACCCGGAAAACUUCCACUACGCCGCGUGCGCGUGUCUCGUGCGGGGGCUGACGGACGCCGUCACCAAGCCCACCACCCUACGGGUCCUGUCCACCUUCUUGGAGAUGACCAUGCCCAGCAGUAGCACCAAGACCAGCCUUGCGUCGGACCGCGCGACGCCGAGCCGCGCCGAGCGAAACGUAGCCGACCUUGCCGCAUCGCCGUACAUGGCUCUCAUCCUGGCGCGCACGGCGUCAGCCGAUGAGCUGCGCGAGCACCUGUGGGCAGCGGGCAUCAAUGUCAGUGCGACAAGCUUGCUGGAUCCGGCGGCGCUGCGCGCCGAGCAGGAUCUGGCGCGGCUCAAGGACAAAGACCUCCUGCUCAAUACGGCCAUUGAACUGGUCGACUUCCAGUAUCUCGAGGACGCGGUGCAGCUCCGCAGCCUGCAGUGGCUGAACCGCAUCGCGCUGGCCCGGCCUGGCGUGGUUAUGCAUCUAUGCGCGCCCAUAAUCAACCUUCUGGACGACAUCCUGCUUCACUGUCAGUCUUCGGCCACGCUCGAGGCGGCGCACGAGCUGCUGCAUACGCUGACAUCCAACCCGCGGUUCCCGACUUCGCUCGAGGGGUCCAACGCGGCGCUGAACGCCAUACUUGAGGACAUGGGCUUUGGCGGACUUUGGCGCAGCAGCUCGUUCACGCUGGCGCAGCCGGAGCAGGUCGAUCGCAAGUGUGUGAUGUUGACGGAGAAAUUGAUUCAGGUUAGCUUUGUUUUUACUUCCCUCCCCCCCCCUUUUUCCCCUUCCUUCUCGCUCUCUCUCUUUAUCGGCAGUUCCGGCUGACUUAUACUUUGUUUCACCUUGCAGCUCAUCAUCAUAUAAUGUUCGAACUGAUUGCCGGUUACUUGGUUCAAGGCCGGCUCUGCCUAGCCUGAUAUGGUUU